AGCGGAGACGCGCAGCUGAAAUCCGUGAAUAGCCAGACAUGGCGGCGGAUCUAAAACCGGACUGGAUCUCCUGUCUCCCUUCUUCGUGGAGUUCUGGGGUUACUCGGGACGGACGGAUUUUCUUUAUCAAUGAAGAAGCAAAGAGUACAACCUGGCUGCAUCCAGUCAGUGGAGAAGCAGUCAUCACAGGGCAUAGGAAAACUCCAGAUUUACCGACUGGAUGGGAAGAGGGAUAUACGUUCGAGGGAGCCCGAUGCUUCAUCAAGUCAGAGUAUGAGGAGGAGCAGUGCUGUCAGUCACAGGGAGUGGAGGUGGCAGGAGGUGUCAGGGCCAGCGAGGUGGACAGGCAGGAGGAGGUGCUAUGCCACAAUGAGCGGAAGGUGACCUGCAAGCACCCAGUGACAGGCUCUCCCUCUCAAGACAACUGCAUCUUUGUCGUCAACGAACAGCCUGCGCCCAAACCGUCAGCGAAUGAGAAGAAGGAGCGGCCUCUGAGCACCAUGAGCGAGACGUCCAACUACACAGGUGGCUCGGGCGACUACGCCACCUACCCCAACAGCCCUGCGGGCACACAGCGACCAUCAAGACCCUCUAAAAAAAUCCACAAUUUUGGAAAGAGGUCGAACUCCAUAAAGAGAAACCCGAACGCACCAGUUAUAAAAAGCAACUGGCUUUACAAACAGGACAGUACCGGGAUGAAGUUGUGGAAGAAGAGAUGGUUUGUGCUGUGCGACAUGUGCCUCUUCUACUACAGAGAUGAGAAGGAAGAAGGGAUCCUCGGCAGCAUUCUUCUGCCCAGUUUUCAUAUUUCCCUGUUGUCUGUGGACGACCACAUCAACAGAAAGUACGCCUUCAAGGCCACGCACCCCAACAUGCGCACCUACUACUUCUGCAGCGACACAGCCAAAGACAUGGAGUCCUGGAUGAAGGUGAUGACGGAUGCAGCCCUGGUGCACAGCAACCCAGUCAACAGGCUGCUCAAAGUGGAGCAGUGUGGCCCACAAGACGUGAUGAAUAACGGGCCGAACCACCACCCAGCUGUGCAGCAGCAGCAGCAGCAGCAGCAACAGCAGCCCCAGCCCCAGUACCAGGCCCCGGACCAGCCGGACCAUCAGCCCCUGGAGCAGCCGCCGAGCGGCGAGCCGGGCAGUGGCGAGGGCUACGGGAGCGGAGGCGGCGGGAGCGGCGGCGGCAGCCUCGAGCGAGAGCGCCCUCCGCUGGAAGAGGACCGGCGGCAGCACGACGCCGAGCGCUACGGUUUCCAAACGGACGGCGGCGGAGGCGGCGACUGGGACCGGGACCGGCAGCCACUCACCAAGAUCACCGGCGCACGUCUGCAGCAGCAGCAGCAGUACCAGCAGUACCAGCAGCCAGCCAAUGGGGGGCCGCACCAGGGCCUCCAGUCCAGCCCGGCCCAGCUCAACGGCACCGGCGUGGGGGAGCGCGGCAGCCCCGGAGCGGACCUGGGCAACGGGCCGAACCAGAGGGCGGGCGCCCAGACUCCCGUGCCCGAGCCCCAGCGCGUCCUGCAGAGGACCAACUCCAUGCAGCAGCUGGAGCAGUGGGUCCGCUCUCAGAGAGGCCGCGGCCAAGACGACGACACCCGCAGCGUCUCCUCCUACCAGACGUUGCCCAGGAACAUGCCGAGCCACCGGCCGGUCGCCAUGCCGAUGUACGCCGACGGCUACCGCACGCUGCCGCGCAACAGCCUGGCGCGGCCGGACAGCGUGUGCAGCAUCUCGCCCUCGCUCUACGACCGCAUGCUGGGCCCGCCGCCGCCGGGCUCGGUCCCGGGCGCCUCGGACAAGCGGCGCUCCAUGCGCGACGACACGCUGUGGCAGCUGUACGAGUGGCAGCAGCGCCAGGCGUACGUGCGGCACCCCGCGCACCACCACCACCCGCAGCAGCGCCCGCCGCACCAGCUGUACGGCGGCAUGCCCAGCCCCAAGACCAUGAUCAACCUGUCGGAGCACGCCGGGCCCUCCAUCCCGCCCUCGCCCUCCCACGGCUCGCUCUACCAGCCCGGCUACUCGCCGCUGCACGGCUACAGCGCCGGCGGCUCGCGCUCCGAGCUCUCCUCGCCCGUCUACGGCCGCGGGGACCUCAGCAUCGACCGCCGUCACCGGGGGCAGCUCAACAAGUAUGGUUAUCCACCUGAUCGUAGGUCCAUGCCAACAGGAAUCCCAAUCCAGACCAUCACUCCUCAGUCACUGCAAGGGAAAACGCCGGAGGAGCUGACCCUGCUGCUGAUCAAGCUGCGGCGGCAGCAGGCCGAGAUCACCAACAUCCGAGAGCACACGCUAGCGCAGCUCAUGCAGCUCAACCUCGACGGCCACAACCCAAAGAACGACAUUUUGUCCCAUCACCUCCAAAGGACCCUCAUGUAUCUGGACGAGCAGCAGAUGAGCCCAGAUGACUACAGAGAGCAUGCCUAUAUGUGCAGACCAGAGGAGCAUGACACUGAUAGCAAGCUGAGCCGGCUGUGUGAGCAGGACAAGGUGGUCCGGAGUCAGGAAGAGAAACUGCAGCAGCUCCACAGAGAGAAGCACACCCUAGAGACGGCGUUGCUGUCGGCCAGUCAGGAGAUUGAGAUGAGCGCGGAGGACCCGGCAGCCAUGCAGAGCGUCGUCCAGCAGAGAGACCUGCUGCAGAGCGGCCUGCUCAGCACCUGCAGAGAGCUGUCCCGCAUCAACACCGAGCUGGAGCGGUCGUGGAGAGAGUAUGACCUGCUGGAGGCCGACGUGGCCAUGGCCAAGAGCAACCUCCUGGAGCAGCUGGAGGCCCUGGGGAGCCCUCAGACUGAGCCUCCCAGCCAGCAGCAUGUUCACAUCCAGAAGGAGCUGUGGAGGAUCCAGGACGUGAUGGAGGCGCUGAACAAGAACAAGCCCCCGAGGAACGCCGACGGCUCAGGUUUCUUCACCUCCACGCCCAUCUCCAGCCGCCAGAAGAGCGAGGAGGACUCGGUGCCCCCGCGUCCCCCUCUGCCCACCUCCUACAACCCCAGUGAGCGCCCCCCGGUCGUGCCCCCCCUGCCUUCGCCGGGCAGCGUCCGCACCACGCCACAUCGGCCCGAGGACCGCAAGGCGGCCCAGAGAAACGGAGCGCACAGCGGCCCAGACUACCGACUGUACAAGAGUGAACCAGAGCUGACCACUGUGGCAGAAGUGGACGAGACUAACGGAGAGGACCGCUCUGAGCAUGCCAUGGAGAGAGACUCUAGUGGCAAAGGCAUGUCCUACCCGGUUGGAAUAGUGCCUCCCAGAACCAAAUCACCCAUGCCUGAGUGCUCCUCCAUCGCCUCCUACGUCACCCUGAGGAAGAACAAGAAGCCCGACCCCAGAGCGGAGCGUCCGCGCAGUGCGGUGGAGCAGCUGUGUGCGGCGGAGUCGAGCGCGCGUCCGCGCAUGAGCGUGGAGGAGCAGAUGGAGCGCAUCCGGCGGCACCAGCAGGGGGCGCUGAAGGAGAAGAAGAAGGGCCUGGCCGUGCUGGGCGGCGGCAGCAGCCCGGGCACUCAGGAGAACUCGCCCUCACGCAGCCCCUCCUUCUCCAAAGAAAACCCCUUCAGGACCAUGCAGUCCAACCAGAGUCGGCGGAGGAACGAGGGCUUCUGCACUGACCUGCAGGAGCUGGAGGCCUCGCUGAGGGAGCAGGAGGUGGUGCAGGAGCACGAGAGUCCGGCCGAGGAGAUCGCGCGGCUCAAAGAGGCCGUGGACCCCGAGCACUUCAACAUGGACCGUGAGCUGUCCAAGCCAGAGAAGGUGGUGAUCCCCGAGCGCUACAUGGAGCCGGAGCCAGAGGAGGCCCUGAGCCCAGAGGAGGAGGCCGACAAGAGGAAGAAGGUGGACCGCAUCAAGGCCCUCAUCGCCAAGAACAGCAUGCAGAACAUGCACCCUGGCAUGCCUCUGAGCCCAGAGGUGGAGGCGGAGGAUGAGGCCACGGCCCAGACACAAGAGAAGAUCAUCAACAUCUCCUACGAGCUGGCAGCAGAGGCCUCCAAGCGCUCCAAACUGGUGGCCGCAAAAAGCCUCCCAUCCUCCCCCCAGUCCCCCGUGCCCCCUGCAACACACACUCCCCUGCAGCUCACAGAUGGAACACACUUCAUGUGUGUGUAGUGCCCUGGCCACACACAAGCCCUAGCCUCAGUGAAGACCUACACAUGAGGACGGGUGUCUUGGAGAGUGACCCCCCCACAGCACACGGUGUCCCGACUGGUCAGACCGCUGACUCUCUCGGCUUUAAAUACUCCCGAAAGAAAGGAACAUUGCUGCACUGUGACAUCACUUCCUCCCUCCACGGCCCUCCGUAGUAGUCGCGUAGAUGUUCUUAUUGUUUCACCUGCGCAUUCACAGGCCUUCCACACACACACACACACACUGCUGUGGCCAUGCAGGCAAGGUGGGCUUCCGCUCCCCAAGCUCUGCUGUGAGUGUGUGUUGGCUUCAUAUGCAGCUGACUCACACAUGCCAAAAUAUACACAGUUCAAUGCCAAUGGUAACUACAAUAAGCUCAAAGAUAGCUUGCAGAAGCAGGACUACUUCGAGAUCAGUUUUUAAACAGUUUCAUUGUGUUCAGUUAAGUUAUUUUUGGGAUUUUUAACCAUUUUAACCAUUUUUGUUCAUUUUAAAUCUCAUAUCUUUUAGAAUACAGAACACUUCAUUUUACAGUAUUUAAAUGCAUAAAACCACAUUGUUUUUAUAUGAAAAGAUAUAUAUAUAUAUAUAUAUAUAAAUAUGACAGAUAUAUAUACAUGAUACCUAAAAUGAUAACAGAUCCACAUGGUGCCACUUCAUUGCUGCAGUUGAAGAUUUCUUUCCUUGGGUCGUUGUUAUUUAUGUCUGACCGCGUGCAGUUCAUGUCACAGUUGCCGACACACACAUGAAUGUUUUGGCUUUAAAUAUGCUUCAUGUCAUUUCUUUUUUUUUUUUUUUUUUUAAAUGAUAUUUAAAUAGAAAAGAGUUUUCUGGGAUUUCUUUUUAUUUUCCUGGUUGGUUUGGAAUCCUGGACAUGAUAGAGAAGGGACUAGCACAUGUAAAAAAGCAAUAAGUAAAAGUUUGUUAUUCCAGGAUUGCAGAGUAUUUUUUGUAUAAAAUGUAAUUAAAAGAGGAUCCUUGUGUAUAUACUGUAGGCUGCACAGUGGGCAGAGCGUGUGUACAGGAGACCACUUACUGAAGUCAAUAUGCAAAUGUUCAUAUCUCAUCUGAUUUAUAUCAUGUGAAAUAAAUGUUGAUGUUCUUA
Molecule: messenger RNA, 5235 nt
Organism: Sardina pilchardus (European sardine)
Lineage: Eukaryota; Metazoa; Chordata; Actinopteri; Clupeiformes; Clupeidae
Product: pleckstrin homology domain-containing family A member 5-like
Exons: 30
Coding region: 39-4112 (1357 amino acids)
Cellular component (GO): cytosol
Molecular function (GO): phosphatidylinositol-3-phosphate binding; phosphatidylinositol-4-phosphate binding; protein binding
Source: RefSeq, a predicted model, not a curated record